AUGACGAUCGGAUUGGGUACGAUGUACUCGGCAAACUCCAUCACCUCGCGCUCGUACGUGGCCAAGAAGAACACCGACCAUAACACCCGCCUCGUCCAGUACAAAAAGGAAAAACUAGGUCUCCGCACAGUACCGCGGCGCACCGGUAGCAUCAAUCACAACGACAAUUACAAAAUUAAUGUAGCAGUUGUGUGUAAUGCCAAUAGAAAUAAAAAUCACCCGGUCAAACCAUUCGGAAUUCUGAAUGGGGUCAGUUUGGAUUCUUCAAAUGCAACAACCGAUUCCGAAUUCAUACUGACUCCACUCAGAAUUCCGAACCGGUUCUGGAAUGGGUUUAACUGGGCAGCAGCUGGCAUCAAAAUCAAGCAACAGUACGGUGUUCAACAGAAACAAAUAUAUGAUCACCUACAAAAACCGAACCUCACAAAUAGUAUCACUGAAGAUGCUGCAAUCGUCGCAGCCAAUAGCUCAUCAAUCUCAACUUGUUCAAAUAAAACUGCCGAUAACGUCAACAGAGCCGCUGCAAUCGCACUCUACAAAGCCAACAUCGCACUCAUCAGCAACAGCUGCACCCAUCGAUCAAUAUUGACUUCAGCAUAUAUUACGACUUGGUUCAAAAUCGCACCAACUACCGGUAACGUCGCUAAAAGCGGGAACAUCAGCGGCCGCGUAAUAUCGGAGAACACCGUUAGCUUCAAACAAGUGCCUUCAACGCAAACUGUCAGUAUGACCAUCUCCAUCACUCCCUGUUGACCAGAAGAACCCAAAUGAUGAUAUGAUACCCAACAUGAAUUCGGUUUUCAGUUUAUUAUGUACAUAAUUAUUUGUCGUUAUUAUUGAAUUUAUCUGCACUUCUGAUUACAAGGAAUGCCAUGUUUAUUUUUCGUCUGUAAUAUCCGCUAGAAACGCAAAACUUUGAAAACGCACUAAUUUCACGUGUACAGAAAUGCAUCCUUGGUGGAGAGUUUGCUUCAACGUUCAACAAGAUUUUUUCCUUAGAGAUAACAUGCGAAUACAAACGAUAGUGAAGAUAUAACAGUAUAUGAAUUCUUUAGAUGAGAAUAUUUCGUUUUGCCUUUCUCAAUAGAAAGGUAUUGCAAUUGCUCUGAAAACCGACUUCUUAACGGAGGCCCGGAGGGCCGAGUGACAUAUACCAUUCGAUUCAGUUCGUCGAGUUCGGCAAAUGUCUGUGUGUGUGUAUGUAUGUGUGUAUGUAUGUAUGUGUGUGUGUAUGUGUGUGUGUAUGUGACCAAAAAUGUCACUCAUUUUUCUCAGAGAUGGCUGAACCGAUUUUGACAAACUUAGUCUCAAAUGAAAGGUGCAACGUUCCCAUAG
Topomyia yanbarensis is the source of this 1335-nucleotide messenger RNA. RefSeq lists its product as uncharacterized. Lineage: Eukaryota; Metazoa; Arthropoda; Insecta; Diptera; Culicidae. Bases 1 to 753 code for a protein of 250 amino acids. The transcript has 3 exons. The record is from RefSeq and is a predicted model, not a curated record.